AUGAUGCAAAGCGGCGAGGGUGGCGAGGCUAGAGAGCUGAUCUCUCUGCCAUCGCGCUCUCAAGAGCAGGUGCCAACAACUCCGUACGUGGUUGCGCCAGGCGAAGAAGUUCUCAGCUACAAUGCAUACAUCGGAAAGCUUCGAAGCCGCGUUGUCGCCUUGUCAGUGUUGACUGUGGGGUGCUUUGUGGUCUCAGCUGCCGUUCAACUCUUCUUCGGCUUUCUCAGUUGGCAAAGUAUGCAGCAGAAGCUCGAAUACUUGGCGCAAGUUGAAGCCAUCCCUGAAUUGAGCACUUUUCUGAACUUGGCACCUCAGCUGCUUCUGACGUCUGCCGUGCCGGCCAUCAUCAAUGCACUGGUAAUUGGCGGCUUUUUCGUUUUGUGUGGCCUCUGUGGUGCAAGGGCAAACAAUCAGUGCUGCGCUUGCUGCUACUGCUGCUGCAACAUGUGCUGUUGUGUUCUCACUGUCGGCACGCUGCUGGGAUCCGCAGCCUUCCUGAACUUCAUGUACACAAGCAGCGAUGCGGCCGAGAUCUGGUUUGCGAAGUGUGACCCAUCGAUUUGCUAUCCUGCAGGGCCUGAGACAGAUCCCAAGAUGACCGUUGACUGCCUGGCACCGGCAGUUUGGGAUGGCUAUGGGCCGCAGCUUGAAGGCCCCCACCUUCCGAGAGAGUGCCCUCCCAUGUAUCUCGUCUGUAAGGGUGGCGACUUCGAUGAGCCGAGUGCGAGUGAGGAGAGGUACCUCAAGGAGGAAGACCAGCAACUCGGAUCACUGCGGCCUCCUGUCGGCGUCCAAAGCUGGCGCCAGCUUAGGGAGGAUCUGGAGGACCGAGCUUCAGAGGAACCGGAGGAAGCAGACGCAGGAGACGUGGGAGAGACAGAAGAGGCAGAGGUAUCUGCUGCAGAUGCACAGACAGGAGCGGAAGAUGUUCAUGACGGCGUUUCAGAUCAUAUGGAAGAGGAAUCGGAGGCAGCAGCAGAGGCAGAGGCAGCUGCUCAAAGACAGGCACUGCCAGAAGUGGGAGAAGACGAGCCGGCAGAAGAGCCGCGAGAGGAAGAAGAAGAUCCAGAGGCAGAGCCAGAGCAAGAGGAGGGAAUGUCGGCUCCGAGCGAUGGCGACGUUCUUGGAGAUUCGGAUGAUCCGGGCACAGAGGACCCGGAGAGGGACAUUAGCACAGGGACAGCGGAGCCGGUAUUAUUGGAUACAGGCACAGGUGAUGAAGCUUCUUUGCCUGCUGAAGGAGAAGAGGAAGAGGCAACUUCCCCUCCCGAUGCAGAAGAUCCUGCCAGCACCGAAGACUCGGAAGCAGCUGAGGGAACGGGAGCCGCAGGCGCAGACGGCGAAGACCCGGAGCCGGAGGAGCCGGAGGAGCCUGGCGCGCCACCUUCACCAGAAGAUGACGCAGAUGGUCUGGAUCCGCAAGGUGACCCGGAGCCUGAGGACGACGGAGAUGACAAGGAUGAAGACGGCACGCGCACUGAGCCUCGAGAUGACGCAGGUGAAGCCGAUGAAGCCACGGCCCAGGGAGACGAUGACACUGAAGACACUGACGGCUCCGUGGAAGACACUCCGGAUGGCGAUGAUUCAAGCCAAGCUGCAGAUGGUGAGAAUGAUGCAGACACAAGUGGUGAAGACGGUGCAGCGUACCAGGUGCCAGCAGCAGGUACUGGAGAUGAGUUUGAGCCACCAGAUGAAGAAGGCUAUGAUGAUAACAAUCUUCAGAGGCUUGCAAGCGAAAGCCAAGCUCUGGCAAAAGUUCUGUCGCUUCCAAUGCCGGAUGACCCAAUCUCCACAUGCUCGCCAUCUAAGAUAAAUUCCUUGUAUGACGUGGCGAGGAGGGAGGCUCCAGACAUCUUCAACGCUUGCACCAACCUGGUGGUUGUCCGCAUUUGCUGUCUCCUGCCGACGCUUGUGAUCUUUGCUCUGGGGUCGGUGUGGGGCUAUGAGCUCUAUGGCAAGCUGUCUCAGGGAUAUCUGGUGCCUUUCGUCCCUGCGCAGUCGACACAGGUUCAGAUGACUUACAUGUCGGAGCCUCUCAUGGUCCAGUCCGAUCCACAAGGGCCAUGA
Molecule: messenger RNA, 2067 nt
Organism: Symbiodinium sp. CCMP2592
Lineage: Eukaryota; Dinophyceae; Suessiales; Symbiodiniaceae
Source: the annotation of a GenBank genome assembly